UUGGACCCUUCAGGGAUAUUGUCACAGGAAUGUCAUUUUGAGAAGUUCCACAGAUUUGGAAGUUCUUACAUUGCAGCUUCAUAUGUGAAGUUUUUGGAAUCUGCCGGUGCCCGAGUUGUGCCAAUAAGAUUAAAUCUUACAGAUGAAGAAUAUGAUAAAAUAUUCCACUCCAUUAAUGGGGUACUUUUUCCAGGAGGUGGUGUGGAUCUUAAGACUUCAGAAUAUUCCAGGGUUGCUAAGAUAUUUUACCACAAGGCAUUAGAGGCUUAUGAUAAUGGAGAUUAUUUCCCAGUAUGGGGAACAUGUCUGGGACACGAAGAGCUUACCUAUCUUACAAGUGGUGAAGUUUUACUUAUUAAUACCAAGACAGAUGGUUUUGCACUCCCUCUGAACUUCACCUCAGCUGCAAAAGACAGUAGGUUAUUCAAGAAUCUCCCGGCUGAUGUAUUACGUGCAUUUGCUACUGAGCCAUUGACAUCAAACUUUCAUAUGUGGAGCCUCUCCAUGGAGAACUUCACAAAGAAUGAAAAACUUCGGAAUUUCUAUAAUGUUCUGACUACUAAUGCCGAUGAUGAAGUGGAGUUUAUAUCUACCAUGGAAGCAUACAAAUACCCUAUUUAUGGUGUCCAGUGGCAUCCAGAGAAAAAUCCUUUCGAGUGGAAGAAUUCGCCAGGCAUUCCACAUUCCCCAUCAGCUGUAAGAGCUGCAUAUUAUAUAGCUGAAUUCUUUGUGAAUGAAGCCCGGAAGAGCCUGCACCAUUUCCCCAGUGAAGAUGAGGAAACAAAAGAAUUGAUUUAUAAUUAUAGUCCAGUUUAUACAGGAACAUUUUCUUCAUUUCAGCAAAUCUAUUUUUUUGAUUGAGUGUCAUGGCAGAGGUGCAGUGUUGCUAUUUAUAAAUGGAAUUAUUUGCCAGCAUUGUGUAAUUAAGCUGAGAAAGUGCGCUGCACGUGACAGAAAGCCAGAACAGUUCUCUUCCUUUACAAUGAUUUAUCCUGUGUUUCUUCUGCACUGUUGGACCAUUAAUAAAAAAAAUUUACAUUCAAUAACAUAAUAAUUACCAUGGAUCACACUUUAAGGCAAGCUACA
Messenger RNA from Antrostomus carolinensis (chuck-will's-widow), 1086 nucleotides. It is a transcript of the gene GGH, whose product is annotated as gamma-glutamyl hydrolase. Gene Ontology annotation, molecular function: gamma-glutamyl-peptidase activity. Gene Ontology annotation, cellular component: vacuole. The annotation marks the transcript as partial. Lineage: Eukaryota; Metazoa; Chordata; Aves; Caprimulgiformes; Caprimulgidae. Gene Ontology annotation, biological process: tetrahydrofolylpolyglutamate metabolic process. The record is from RefSeq and is a predicted model, not a curated record. The transcript has 8 exons.